CUGAUAAGGCAGAGAGUUGCGAUGACUGGGAAGACCCAGACCAGCAACGUGACCAACAAGAAUGACCCGCGCUCCCUCAACUCCCGCGUCUUCAUCGGCAACCUCAACACGGCCGUGGUAACCAAGGGCGACAUCGAGACCAUCUUCGCCAAAUACGGCAAGAUCGUGGGCUGCUCGGUCCACAAGGGCUACGCCUUCGUUCAGUACGCCAGCGAGAGGAACGCCAGGGCGGCCGUUGCCGGGGAGAACGCCAGGGUCAUCGCCGGACAGUCACUAGAUAUCAACAUGGCAGGAGAGCCAAAACCAUACAGGCCCAAGAUGGUUUCCAAGAGGCCUCUGACGUCUCUCUACAGUGGCUAUGAGUUUGACUAUGACUACUACAGAGACGAUUUCUACAGCAGACUCUUUGAGUACCACGGUCGUGUCGCGCCCCCGACCCGUGCUGUGAUCCCCAUCAAACGUUCGCGGCUAGUCGUCCCGUCCACACGCAGAGCCAAAUCCUCCUUUCCAGUCAGGGCCUGUUCUUCCUCCUCCUCCUCCUCUUCCUCCUCCCGACCGCUCAAUGUCGGCUCUUCCAUCACAGUCCCUAAGCUGAAGACGGACCAGCUCCAAACAAUCAAGAAGGAGCUGUCACAGAUCAAGACCAAGAUCGACUCACUGCUUGGAAGGCUGGAGAGGAUCGAGAGGCAACAUCGCUCUGACGGCGACAUGCAGAGGAAACAAGAGGAGAUGUGUGAGCGUCUCCAUGGUGACGCAGCAGACCAGUCUGGUGGAGAGGAGGCGGAGGGGACAGCCGAAGUUGAAGCAGGGGAGAUGACGGACGGCGGUGAAGAUGACUUUGAAGAUGAAGGCACCAGCGACAUGAUAGAGAACCACAUAUCGGACAUUGACAACUGA
Messenger RNA from Anoplopoma fimbria (sablefish), 897 nucleotides. It is a transcript of the gene ralyla, whose product is annotated as RALY RNA binding protein like. Gene Ontology annotation, cellular component: nucleus. The coding region runs from base 22 to 897 and encodes 291 amino acids. The record is from RefSeq and is a predicted model, not a curated record. NCBI's taxonomy places the organism in Eukaryota, Metazoa, Chordata, Actinopteri, Perciformes, Anoplopomatidae. The transcript is spliced from 8 exons. Gene Ontology annotation, molecular function: RNA binding.